AUGGGCUCGGCAACUCUAAUCAAAGAUCUAGAGAUCGAUCCAAAACGUGUCGGUCGCCCCAGGCUUGACCCAUACCAGAGGCUUCUCGGUCGAUUUUACGAGCAGCUGUUUCUUUUGAAUGCACUUGGACAGACACGUGACAACCACAUAACUUCAUCUUGCGAGCUUGAUGUCACCCGGGCGCGACGCCGACGAUUUCUGCAAAAUCUUUGUUACAUUUGUGAAUUCAAAAAAGGGGGCAGCGCAUGCACUGCAAUUGGGCUUGAGGAGCUCGAUACGUGUUACAACUUCUGUGUGGCUUCGAAUAACGAAACCGAUAAAAUCGCUACGUUUCUCCAAAACGUCCUCAACGUUUUGCGGGCCAUAGCCCCUCAAGCUGGCACAAAUGAUACUUGCAGAGAAUCAAAGUUCUUUCAGCUAUGCAUUGGAUUUGCUGCUGAGCGCAUCGAACAGGAAAGCAAGUGUCUUCGCAGAAACGUAAAAGACUGUCUUUCCAAGCUGAACAGACAAAAUGCAGUUUCCGGUUCGCGGUUGAUUAAAUGGCUGCAAACAGCUAUUGGCUUCGAUGAUCAUUACGGACUUUGCAAAUUCGCGCACGACGACCGCCAUUCCGAUCAUAUGAAUGAGAUUUUGAGCAGGGGUUUGGAAGAUGAGAGACGGUCAGGCCCUACCAGCAGGCGCUCAUCUUUUAUCCUCGUACGACAUUACAUCGGCCGGCUUGCACACCAUAUACGGGCUAUUAAAGAGCUGCUUCGGGAUACCCAGGACCUGAGUCACCUCCUUGAUAACUACGCUGUCUGUAAGAUUUAUGCACCAUCCGCCGUACCUCCACCCAUUCGCGACUCGCAUACCAACCUUCGGGGAAUUCUGAACCGAAUGUUCAAGGACAAUGAUAGUGAAAGAAAAAUGCUCGAGGGUGGUCUUCUCCACUUGGACAAGGUGGUCGGGAUCUUUAAAGAUUUUCUGCGUCCAUAUAAUGGCUCCUUGCUCGAUGUCCAUGCAGAGGUCCAAGUGUUGGAGUACUUCUACAAGAUGCAAAAGUCAUUCGCGGGUGACGAUCGUUUCAUCGCUUGUAGUAAGCCAGCUUGCCUCUGCUGUGAAAUGUACUUGAAAUAUCAUCCAGCCCGUGUGAUGGUGUCUUCUUCUCACCGCAAAAUUUGGACGAAGUGGAGUCCCCCACAUGUGCAACAAUUUGACAACGAAAACCCUGCCGCCUGGCAACAAAAUGAUAUCUUGAUUAAGAUGACGCAAGACCUUCGCGAGCAAGUGAUUACCCAUGUUUUGCAACGCUUACCACCAAACCGUUGGCAUCCAGAUUCAAUCACAAACAUCACGGAUAUCCGGCAAUUUGGCAUCAGCUCUGACUCGCUCGAGGCAUCCGGUGCAGAAAGUCCCGAGACUCCCCCAAGUACGUAUUCACGAAUUCAUCAAAGCAGGUCCAACAGUCCGCCCGACACAGACCUUUCGGAUAAUUUAGAUGCAGAAACGGGAUUUGAUGAAGAUUCUGGCUCGGAAAAUGGGGGAGUCCCUCUUUUUGACAGCACUUGA
This is a messenger RNA of Penicillium samsonianum, 1548 nucleotides long. Its product is annotated as nucleic acid/nucleotide deaminase domain-containing protein. The record is from RefSeq and is a predicted model, not a curated record. Bases 1 to 1548 code for a protein of 515 amino acids. NCBI's taxonomy places the organism in Eukaryota, Fungi, Ascomycota, Eurotiomycetes, Eurotiales, Aspergillaceae. The transcript has 2 exons.